CUUGCAGGGAAACCUGUGUUUAUCAAUGGAUAGGCCUGAAGCAGCUGUAGUUGCCUUCAGAGGAGCUCGAGAGUUGAGGCCUGAUCUUCGUUCAUAUCAAGGUUUAGUUUGCUCUUAUUUGGCAUGCUCAAAAGUUAAAGAAGCCCUUUAUACGGCCAGGGAAGCAAUGAAAGCAAUGCCUCAAUCUGCAAGGGCUCUAAAAUUGGUUGGAGAUGUCCAUGCUAGGAAUCCUGGUGGUAGGGAGAAGGCAAAAAAGUUCUAUGAGUCAGCUCUUUGUCUCGAACCUGGUUACCUUGGAGCUGCAUUAGCUUUGGCUGAACUGCAUGUCAUUGAGGGACGAAAUGGAGAUGCCGUCUCUCUUCUUGAGAGAUAUCUCAAGGACUGGGCAGAUGACCGUCUUCAUGUUAAGUUGGCUCAAGUUUUCUCUGCAACUAAUAUGCUGGAGGAUGCGUUGGCCCAUUAUCAGGCUGCACUAAGGAUCAACUCGCAGAAUGAAGCUGCCAAGAAAGGAUUGGACCGCUUGGAGAGACAGAUGAAGGGAGUGGAUCCAGAUGCACCUGACGAAGAUGAAGAAAACGAGGUUGAGGAUGCAGAUGCAGAUGUUGAGGAGACGGAGCUGCUAUAA
This is a messenger RNA of Eucalyptus grandis, 625 nucleotides long. Its product is annotated as anaphase-promoting complex subunit 7. Gene Ontology annotation, biological process: cell division. The transcript is spliced from 5 exons. Gene Ontology annotation, molecular function: protein binding. Lineage: Eukaryota; Viridiplantae; Streptophyta; Magnoliopsida; Myrtales; Myrtaceae. Bases 26 to 625 code for a protein of 199 amino acids. The record is from RefSeq and is a predicted model, not a curated record.